This is a messenger RNA of Nycticebus coucang (slow loris), 5851 nucleotides long. It is a transcript of the gene GPN3, whose product is annotated as GPN-loop GTPase 3. The record is from RefSeq and is a predicted model, not a curated record. The transcript is spliced from 11 exons. Gene Ontology annotation, molecular function: GTPase activity. Bases 138 to 992 code for a protein of 284 amino acids. Lineage: Eukaryota; Metazoa; Chordata; Mammalia; Primates; Lorisidae.
GAGGUGUGGCAAAACCGUGGACAUACAAAUAAAUGGGAUUGCGAUUGGUUCGCCCUUUAUGUUCUCGGCACUCAGUGGGCGUCGAGCGAAGGCUGAAGGAAGUGUGACUGGCGGCUCCAGGAAGCCGGAGAGCAGACAUGCCUCGGUAUGCGCAACUCGUCAUGGGCCCUGCCGGCAGCGGGAAGAGCACCUAUUGUGCCACCAUGGUCCAGCACUGUGAAGCCCUCAACCGAUCAGUCCAAGUUGUAAACCUAGAUCCAGCAGCAGAACACUUCAACUACCCUGUGAUGGCUGACAUCCGGGAACUGAUCGAGAUAGAUGAUGUGAUGGAAGAUGAUUCUCUGAGGUUCGGUCCCAAUGGAGGAUUGGUAUUUUGCAUGGAGUACUUUGCCAAUAAUUUUGACUGGCUAGAGAACUGUCUUGGUCACGUGGAGGAUGACUACAUCCUUUUUGAUUGUCCAGGUCAGAUUGAGUUGUAUACUCACCUGCCUGUGAUGAAACAUCUGGUCCAACAAUUAGAACAGUGGGAGUUCCGAGUCUGUGGAGUUUUUCUUGUUGAUUCUCAGUUCAUGGUGGAGUCAUUCAAGUUUAUUUCUGGGAUUCUGGCAGCCUUGAGUGCCAUGAUCUCUCUAGAAAUUCCACAAGUUAAUAUCAUGACAAAAAUGGAUCUGCUGAGUAAGAAAGCAAAAAAGGAAAUUGAGAAAUUUCUAGAUCCAGACAUGUAUUCUUUGUUAGAAGAUUCUACAAGUGCCUUAAGAAGCAAAAAAUUCAAAAAACUCACUAAAGCUAUAUGUGGACUGAUUGAUGACUACAGCAUGGUUCGAUUUUUACCUUAUGAUCAGUCAGAUGAAGAAAGCAUGAACAUUGUAUUACAACAUAUUGAUUUUGCCAUUCAAUAUGGCGAAGACUUGGAAUUUAAAGAACCAAAGGAACGUGAAGAUGAGUCUUCCUCUAUGUUUGAUGAAUAUUUUCAAGAAUGCCAGGGUGAAUGAAGAGUUUACUAGAAGCAACUGGAUCUGAAGAGCUGUGGCUGUAUCAGCAGAAUGUUCUCUUCAAAGGAUGCAAUAGCAGAAGUCUAAUUUUUUUUUUUCUUUGUGGUUUUUGGCCGGGGCUAGGUUUGAACCCGCCACCUCCAGCAUAUGGGACCGGCGCCCUACUCCUUGAGCCACAGGUGCUGCCCAGAAAUCUAAUUUUUUUAAUGAAAAAAAAAAGUACUUGGCUCUUGAUCAGCAGCAUAUCUGAAUCAAGUUAUUAGUUAUUCUGAAACUUUUACUCUUUUUUUGUUGUUGCAGUUUGGCCGGGGCCGGGUUUGAACCCACCACUGUCCGUAUAUGGGGCCGGUGACCUACCCACUGAGCCACAGGUGCCACCCAAAACUGUUACUCUUAAAAGUAACUGUUACUGUUACUCUUAGUAUUAUUUCAACAGCAUCAAUUUCAAUUUUUAAAAGUCAAAAUUGAGAGGAUUGCUCAUAGAUUUGUAUAUAAUGUAAAUUAGUACCUGCUACAGUUAACGCUAGUUUGACCUUAUUUUUCCUGGGGUUGUUUUUUACUUUUUUUUUUUUUUUUUUUGAGACAGAGUCUCACUCUGUAGCCCUGGGUAGAGUGCUGUAUCAUUGUAGCUUACAACAACCUCAAACUCUUGGGCUUAAGCAGUCCUCUUGCCUCAGCCUCCCAAGUAGCUGGGACUACAGGUACCUGCCACAACGCCCAGCUAGUUUUUCUACUUUUAGUAGAGAUGGAGUCUACUCUUGCUCAGGCUAGUCUCAAUCCUGAGCUCAAGCAAUCCACCCUCCUUGGCCUCCCAGAGUGCUAGGAUUACAGGUGUGAGCCACCGCACUCACACAGUUUCCUGUUUGUGUUGUUUUUGAGGGGAGAAGUUAUUAUAACACCUUUUUUUUUUUUUUUUUAGUUUUUGGCCAGGGCUGGGUUUGAACCCGCCACCUCCGGCAUAUGAGGCCAGCGCCCUACUCCAUUGAGCCACAGGCACCGCCCUCUAUAACACACACACACAUAUAUAUACAUACAUAUAUAUACACACACAUAUAUAUACAUAUUUAUGUAUGUAUAUAUAAAUAUACACACACACACACUUCCAAAAGGAAAAAUCUGGAAGGAUAUAGAUAAAACCAUUGCUCAUCUGUAUCUUCCCAUUUUCCUAUACUGAAAAUAUAUUAUUUGUAUAAUUUAAAAGUAACUAUGAGAUGUAUGUAUGCAUGUGUAUGUGUCAUCAUAGCUCACUACAGCCUCAAACUAUAUAUAAUAUAUACAUAAUAUGUAUAUAUGAAACAGAAAGGCAGCACUAAUGUUUCAUUACACUUGUAUUUUCCAGGCAUUAUUUGAAAUAUUCAGGGCAAAUUUUUGAAUGAAUAAAUCUCUCCAAGUGUCAAAACAUAGGUAGCAAUUGUUUUUAGAAAUGCAGUUGGUAGUCCUUGAGCAUUUAAAAAAUGUCUACAUUCCUUGAAUAAUAACAAGUACACACAAAAAUACAAAAGACACAAUUUUUCUUUGUAACUUCUUGCCACAUUGAAUUGUUCAGUAUUUCUAGGUUCGUUUGUUUUGGGCAUGAAAGCAGGCCGUGGGGCCUGUCAACUAGCACCUGUUAUGAUCCAGGCCCUACUAAAGCAAAGCUGAAUUUCCUACUAAUAAUCUUUCAUUUAAGCCUCAUAACAGGCUCAGCCUCCAUUGGUCAUCUGGUGGCAGAUCUUCCACCUGGUACAGAUUAAGCCUGUAUGGAAAACCAGCAAUUCAGGAUAAAAUUUUAAUUGUUCUUGGGCCUACAUAGCAGAAGUACACCUGCAGUGUUAAAUUUGAUUUAUUUUAAUUAAAGAAGCAACAUGUAAGUACCAGUGAUAGCUUGAGGGAAAAGUCAGGUAUCUAUACCACAGUCCACUGAUGUGAGCUGUUCUCGCAGGGCCAAUCAGGGAAGAACCUAAUGAGUAGGCAACAUUCUGGGCUGCUUGAGGACUUCCUGUAGUCCUUCAUUGUCACAUGGGAGGAGGAGAAGAAAGAGGCAACUUUUACUUGCCCUCUUCAUUGCUCCUUAAACUGUACCUCCUGCCUUAAGCUUCUGGAAACUCUGGUACAUGUUUGAGAAGGGCCAGAUUCUGUUGCGUUCCCCUCUAGAACCUAAGGUUUCUUUUUUUUUUUUUUUUUUUUUGGUAGAGACAAGAGUCUCACUGUACCACCCUCGGGUAGAGUGCCGUGGCGUCACACGGCUCACAGCAACCUCUAACUCUUGGGCUUACGCAAUUCUCUUGCCUCAGCCUCCCGAGUAGCUGGGACUACAGGCACCCACCACAACGCCCGGCUAUUUUUUUGUUGCAGUUUGGCCGGGGCUGGGUUUGAACCCGCCACCCUCGGCAUAUGGGGCCGGCGCCCUACUCACUGAGCCACAGGCGCCGCCCUAGAACCUAGGGUUUCAAAGAUGAAUCUGGCAAUUUCAGUUCCUUGGGAUUGCAGUGUCAUAGGUGAGGCUGGUCAUGACUCUUCAUGCAAAUUGACGGCACUGGGAAUAGGAUGUGGAUGCUCAGGGCAGACAAGGCCUUAUUUGCAAGGAGCUGCAGUGCUUGACCUGUGAGACUAACAACAGGCAAGGAAACCUGAUAAGGGAUGGGCAGAAAAGAAAACAUGAAAUGGAGAGUGACUUAAGGGCUACUUUGGGCUUUUGGUCAAAGAAGAUCUUACCUAUAAAAGGUGCUAUUUGAGGGGGAGGGGAGUGCUGUUUGGCCAGAGACCUGUGAGAGAAUUCAGAUGUGGGAAUGUGGGGCAGAAUAUUCCAGGCUGUGGAACUGGCAGAAGAAAAUAUCUCUCAGGCAGCAAUGACCUUGACUUUUACUAGGAGUUGCUGUCUAGUAAUAGGUUAAAAACUGAGGUUAAAUAGGUUAAAAUAUGGAGCUUUGAGUAUGACUCAGGCAUGUAAGUUCUAAAGCACUUUAUAUGUAGUUCAUUUCAUCUUAACAAAACUAUGAGGUAAAUGCUGUUCCCUCCAUUUUCACUCAAUUCCUUAUCCAACAAUACACAGCUAGUAUUUGUUGGAACUGUAUUCAAACCCAGAAACCACCUUCUCAACCAGUACACAAAGAAUAAGCAGUACUGAGAGUACAAAUCUCUUUCAUGUGCACUUUAUUUAAAAAAAAAAAAUUUAUUUUAACAUUUUUAUUAUUGUAUUUUAUUUUUUAGAUGGGGGUCUCUUGUCGCCCAGGCUGAAGUGCAGCAGCGCGAUCAUAACUCAUUACAAUCUCCCACCAACUCAGCCUCUUGAGUAGUUGAGACUAUAGGCGCUGUCCUCCACACUGAGCAAUUCCCCGUUUUAAAAAGCAGUGGGUUGGGGGGCGGCACCUGUGGCUCAAGGAGUAGGGCGCCGGUCCCAUAUGCUGGAGGUGGCGGGUUCAAACCCAGCCCCGGCCAGAAAAAAAAAAACAAUGGGUUGGCUCGGCGCCCGUAGCACAGUGGUUACAGCGCCAGCCAUAUCGAAGUUGGUGGGUUUGAACCCGGCCCAGGCCAGCUAACCAACAAUGAUAACUGCAACAACAAAAAAAAGCCAGGCUCUGUGGCGGGCGCCUGUAGUCCCAGCUACUUGGGAGGCGGAGGCAAGAGAAUCGCUUGAGCCCAAGAGUUUGGGGUUGCUGUGAGCUGUGACGUCACAGCACUCUACCUAGGGCGACAUAGUGAGACUGUCUCAAGAAAAAAAAAAAAUGGGUUGGGUUCAUUCACUAUGGGGUGGGAUGCAUUCGUGCAUCCCGAGUGAUGCAUCCUAUCACUCGGGAUGCACGGGAGAUACAGUGAUAACAAAACGGACAGAAUCGCAGCCUCUUACGUUCACAUGGAUGGGCAGACGGGACAAACAGCAAAAGUUAGAAGAGGAAUAAUAAUAACUAAGGAAAAAAGCGAAGGAGGACAAGGCAGGGGGCUGGAGUGGGGUUGAAUUUAAAAUACUAUCGCAGGCUCGGCGCCCGUGGCUCAAGCGGCUAAGGCGCCUGCCACAUCCACCUGAGCUGGCGGGUUCCAAUCCAGCCCGGACCCGCCAAACAACAAUGACGGCUGCAACCUAAAACUGGUCUGGCGUUGUAGCGGGCGCCUGUAGUCCCAGCUACUUGGGAGGCCGAGGCAGGAAAAUCGCUUGAGCCCAAGAGUUAGAGGUUGCUGUGAGCUGUGAUGCCAUGGCAUUCUACCCAGGGCGACAGCUUGAGGGUCUGUCUCAAAAAAAAAAUAAAAAGAAAUAAAAUACUAUCACCAGGAAAUGCUUCACUAGAAAGAUGAUCUUGAAAAUAAGAGGAGGCAAUUUGUCUUUGGGAUUCUGUAACUCUCAGACCGCGCUAGUCCAAGCGCGCUGUACGCAUGCGCGACACUCAGAGCUCAGCAGAGGGCGGGAGCUCCUGGUGCCCCUUCAGAUUUGCGCAGCCGCCACAGCGGCCCCUGGACUGUAAGGCCGGAAGCGCAGCGUACUCUCCUUGCCCUCCUCUUCCGGCUCUCUUCCGCUUGCCCCGCCUGGACCGCCAGACCACCGGCGCCGCGCUCUAACGUGAUCCUUCUCUGCUGGUUUAGACCCGGGUGCCGCUGAGAUGCCGGCUUACCAUUCUUCUCUCAUGGACCCUGACACCAAACUCAUUGGAAAUAUGGCACUCUUACCUAUCAGAAGUCAAUUCAAAGGACCUGCCCCUAGAGAAACUAAUGUUCUGUUCUCCUUCUCCUGUGUCCCGCUCAGCAAAAGAUACAGAUAUUGUGGAUGAAGCCAUCUAUUACUUCAAGGCCAAUGUCUUCUUCAAAAACUAUGAAAUUAAGAAUGAAGCUGAUAGGACCUUGAUAUAUAUAACUCUCUACAUUUCUGAGUGUCUAAAGAAACUCCAAAA